Molecule: messenger RNA, 648 nt
Organism: Hansenula anomala
Lineage: Eukaryota; Fungi; Ascomycota; Saccharomycetes; Phaffomycetales; Wickerhamomycetaceae
Product: sucrase/ferredoxin-like domain-containing protein
Exons: 1
Source: RefSeq, a predicted model, not a curated record
CCUGAGUCACAUCCGAUAAAUCAUGAUAAACCCUUAUUGAAUACAAAAUCACCAACUUAUAAACAUGUUCUAAUACCUACAGAUGUUCCAGCUACUGAAUGGCCUUCAAAAGUUGAAUUGGUUCCGGGAUCAUUGAUCUCUGAAUUCACAAGCUUGAAAAGAGAGUCGUUGGAUCCAAUGUAUCCUGUAAUGAUUUCAAAUAUUCAAGUUCAAGAUCCACAGGGUGAUGUGUUGGUGUUUCCUGAUAAUGAAUGGCAUGACGUGCCUUAUGUGUCUAAAUUUAUGACUGGUAACUUGACGCCUAAUGGUAUUCCUCAAAAGGGGAUCCAAAACAAGAACCAGUAUGUAUUUAUAUGUGGGCAUGCUCAAAGAGAUAUAAGAUGUGGUUUGAUAGCACCCGAACUUGCAAAAGAAUUUGAGCAUGUCUUGAGACAUGAAAACUUACUUUAUGAUAAAGCUACAAACCCAGAGGGGGUCAAAGUUGGUAUUGUAUCUCAUGUUGGGGGUCAUGCUUAUGCUGGUAAUGUUCUCUACUUUGAUAAAGAGGGUCUAGGUAUUUGGUAUGGAAGAGUUGAAGUUGGUCAUGUUGAUCCAAUAGUGAAGGAGACUAUUUUGGGAAGCAGUAUACUUCAGGAACUUUAUAGAGGA